GGCCACUGGUAAUGUGGGAAUAUUAGGAGUCCCAGUGAAUGGCGGGAGAGGAGUAGCUCGGGGGAAAUUUAUAAUGAAUCGUUCAGCAUCUCGAGGUUCUAGAACAAACUCAUACCAGUUUGAAGAUGUGAAAGAGGCAUGCAGGCGAGUACAAAAAAACGAGUUAAGUAUCGAAGAGGCUGUUAAACAGUAUGGAAUACCUAGGAGCACCUUUUUGUGUAACUUGAAAAAGAUGUGGAAGUACAGUAAACAACACAAAGAUAAAAAUGUGGAUAAAAAUAGAAAGACCAAAUCUAAAGAGAAGAAUGGGCAUAAAAUGAGUGCAGAAACUAGCAAGAAUGUAAAAGGGUUGUGUUGCUUCUGCAAUGUUGGCCAUGAACAAGAGCUCCAGCUUGGAAAACUGUAUACCUUCAAUAACAUUUCAGUACAUUAUUAUUGUCUGUUGUUUUCUAGUGGGUUACCUCAAAAUGGUGAUGAUGAUGAAGGCAUCAUGGGAUUUUUGCCCCAGGACAUAGAAAAGGAGAUUCAGCGAGGAAGAAAGUUGACUUGCUGCUAUUGCUUCAAGAGAGGUGCAACAGUUGGCUGCUCCACAAAGAAGUGUCGGAGAACUUAUCAUUACUUAUGUGGCUUAGAGCAUUAUGCUAUUGGCAAAUUUGCUAAUGAUUUCAGGUCAUAUUGUGUAGACCAUCGUGACUAUCAGCAAGGAAAUGGUAUUGGUAAGAAAGUUGAAUGUCCUAUUUGUAUGGAGGAACUGAGAGCAGAUCCAAAGACAGCAGUUUGGGCUCCUUGCUGUAAGAGGAAUUCCUGGUUUCACAAACUUUGCCUACAGAAAUUAGCUCUAAGUGCUGGAUAUUUUUUUAAGUGUCCACUGUGCAAUGACAAGGAUACGUUUUUGCAGGAAAUGCAAAAUGUUGGCAUAUUUGUUCCAGAGAAAGAUGCAAGUUGGGAAUUGGAACCAAAUGCCUUCAGUGAUCUUCUUGAGCGUCCCAUCCAUUGCGAUGCUCCAAAGUGCAAGUGCCCAGAUGGACGCAAAAGUGAUGAAGAUGGCACGAGAUGGGAGAUUUUGCUGUGCAACUUGUGUGGCUCAACAGGUGUUCACAUAGCAUGUGGAGGUCUGCCAUUCACUUGUGUUCACUGGACCUGCCCUGUGUGUGCAGACAUGGUAGCAGACAGUGUAAAACGUAUGCAACAGGAAGACCGUGAUAGGCGUCUUAAAGAAAGAAAUUUCAAAUUAAAACAUGAUUCGCAAGAGUCCACUUCAUAUGAAAAGCCUAGCUCUUCUAAUCAAAACAUGGUAGUUGAUGUAGGAGACAGGGAUCGGACACCUUAUAAAAGAAAGCUUGAUGUUCUGAAUAGGAUUGAAAAAACUCCACUAAAAUUAAAUGUAAGUGACAAUAGCACUGUACUCAAGAUAACGUAUGAAAGCGAUUCUGAUAAUGAAAUUGACAUAGAGUCUGGGGAAUAUCAAAUUUCCCCCCAUACCAUUAUUAGAGAACUUGAAGAACAUGGGGAAGAACUGCCUAUACAGUUAAGGAAAUUAAAAGGCUUUGCAGUUCAAGCCCAAAAGAGAAUGUUGGAGUUGCGCUUGACUGAAGCAGAUAUGGUUAAAAUGGCAAAAGAAUCUCCACAGUAUAAAUCAUUUUGUCUUGACAAGUCAGACAUAACUAGAUUUUAUAGAUACAGCUUGCCUUUGGAAAAGAUGUUACAAAUAGUACCGAUUAUCAAAGUAAUUUUUGCUAUUCGGGAAGCUGUUGUUAAAGAAGCUCAGUCGUCAUCAUCAAAGAAACAGAAAAGAGCAAAAUCACUUACACCAAAUAGUGGUAGAAAGGGAAGAAAUCCUGACCCAAGAACUCCCAAGAUAAAGAUUCCUCUUUUGAAAAGUGCUUUGGCACAAACGUUGAUUGCUUCAGGAAAAUCAUCACGUGCUGUAGGACAAUGUAAAAUGGAAGAGAUUGGAGAUUCCACUUCAUCAGACGGUUGUAGCAUGCAAAGUGCACAGCAUUUCAUUAAGACAGAACAGUCUUCAUUCCUGGAUCAUAGCAAUGUUAUGAGUAAAGUGCAUAAAAAUUUGAAAGAUGGUGUGAGUGAAACUGUUUUUUGCAUAUCUUCCAACAGUGCUAUUACUGAUGCUGCUUCUACCCUAUCUCCAAAGUCUCUUAAAAGCAGUGAGGAGCCCAGUGAAAUAUCAAAUACCAAGUUGACUGUGCCUGUCUUUCCUCUUCAGUCAGAUAAAUUUUCAGCAAGUAAUGAAGUAAAGCAGGAUCAAGACAAAGUAGAUAAGAAAAAUGAAAAUAGGAAGAAUAACACCAGAAUUACAGGCAUUAACCAGGAAACUCAAACAUCAGGAGCAUGCCGUAAGCUGUCACUUCAGUUUUCUGCCAGUACUGAGAACCUGGAUGACUGUCAUUUUUCCAGUCCAUCUAUGUUCAUCUCUCUUAAUUCGUCUGCUAGGUAUGAAAAUGUGUUGGCGCAGAGACCAUUAUUAGCAGCUACUAAUAUCAAAGAAUUGUGUAGUAGUAGUGAUGUAGAGUUGGUGAAAAGUACAAAUAAAAAAUUAACAGAUGUGGAUGAUAUUCCUGCAACUCCAUUGGACGAAAAGAUGGAACAGAGAGUUUUAGGUGUGAAUCUCGUUAUGAGGGAAAACCACAAACUAAGACAAACAGUUUUAAUGCCUUUCAAACCUGACAAUAUGCUAAAUAUAGAGCCUACUAAAGCGAAGAAAGUUAAGUCGCAAAGUCUUGAUAAAAUUAAGUAUGUCCAAAAGACUCUCUCUCCUUUUAUUUUAAAGAAAGCGAGUUAAAGAUGGUUCAGAGUAUAUACACUGUACGAUAUUUACACUUGUUUCCUAUUUACCUGGAUAUACCUAGUACAGUAAUUAAGAUUUCUGUGUUUUUAAUAUUUUUCAUUAAUAUAAACCACCCAAGUGCAAUGAUCUUCGUAGGUUCAUUAGGAAUUUUUUAUCUUUCGUAUAAUGCUGAAGCUCAGGCUUGUUUAUAUUACAUAAAUAUUCAUUAUUUACAUUUCUCCUUCACUGAGGUUUUAAAGAAUGCUAACACUUAAUCUAAAGAAAAAUUCCAUUUACAUCUAAGAAAACUAUCUAAAGUAACUAAAAUAUUUUGUUGGCAAAACAGAUGUAGAUAGAGUAUUAUAAAAAUUAUCUAGUGAUUAGUUUGGCUGUAGUUUUUCUAGGUAUGGCUGACUUGUGUUUUGAAAAAUGUACAAAUAUGAGAUUAUAUCCAUUAACUAGUUCUGAGAUUGACAUUUUGAAGUGUUUUCACAUGACAUUAUUUAUUAAACAGUAAAAUUACUUUAUAUACAUGCCAGCAGCAUCUUUGGUGUUAAUAAAAAUCAAAAUACAGUGGAACCUCUGGUCACGACCAUAAUUUGUUCCAAAACUCGUGCAACCCGAUUUGGUUGUGACCCGAACCUAAUUUCCUCAUUGGAUUGUAUCCAAAUACGAUUAAUCCAUUCCAGACCCCUAUGAACUGUAUGAAAUUUUUUUUUUUUUUAAGCCCAAAAAUAGUUAAUUAUACUACAGAAUACACAGUGUAAUAGUAAACUAAAUGUAAAAGCCUUGAAUAACACUGAGAAAACCCUGAGCAGCAGAGAAAACUAACAUUGCACAAGUCUGUUCUAGACCCCUACAAACAGUUUGCUGUAAAUUUUUUUUUUUUUUUUUUUUUUUUUAGUUUUAAGAGAUGUCUAAUGGCUGAGAAGUGAACUCCGUUAUUUAUCGUCCGAUUUCUUUCAUUUUUGGUGUACGUUAAGAAGCAUCUUUCCAUCAUACAUUGCCCAAGUUUUAAUGGGAUAGUCCAACAAACAACUGAGAAAAAUAAUAUUUACCAAAAAUCAUAUAUGGUAAGCCCUAACUGGGUACUGGCACUACGAUACGAGAAGUUAUUUGUGCACUACCUGCUGAUAAAACAUUGUUAAUCCGAAUUUAUCACGGUCGUAAUUACUGUAAUUUAUGAAUAACUUACUUCCAAGAUAAUUGACAAAAACGAGUGCGCACUGAAAAAGAAAAUUGGGAAAAUAAGUCACACUUUUUGAAUUUUUGGGGUUAUCCUAGGUUCUCUACACAUAUGCUGAUGUGUAUGAUAAUCUCUGUAACUGUAUUUGUGUAUACCUGAAUAAACUUAGUUUUCUGGUGCAUUAUAAGCAUAUAUCACAGUUAGCACUGUACUACACUACGUUUUCUCUAAUAUAAGUAUGUACCCAGGAGGGGAUAAGAGGAUGGUACUUUAUCCCUUAUCCCCGAGUCCAUGGCGAAUGAAUUCAUGUCUGACUGAGACCGACUACAAGGUGAGGGUCUUUGUUAGGUCUACACAAACAACAGAAAGUGAGGAAAAUUGGCACGUGCAAAAGAAAUGGCACGGAAUGUGAAAAUUGGCACGGCUGUGUUUGUUUGGCACCCAAUUAUGUGUUCGUGAUCAGAUGCAAAACUUUGGCGAAUUUUUUGGUUGUGAACUGAUUUGUUCGUGUACCACUGUAGGAGUUCAAUUCCAGGAAUGAGUGACAUUAUUGGUUUUUAUUUUCAACCAUACUAGCAAUCUUCCACCAAAGUAGGGUGACCCAGAAGAGGAAACAAAUUCAUCAUUCAUUCAACUGCUGUCUUGCCAGAAGUUUGAAGACAUAAUAUUCAAAUAAUCUUCAGAACCAAUUUCCCUGAAUCCCUUCAUAAAUGUUACUUGCCCACUCUCUAUCCAUAAAAAUCAUAUUUUUUUAAUACAAUGACUGUUUCCCCACCGAGAAAGGGUGACCGAAAAAGAAGAAACACUCACUGUUACUCACUCCGUCACUCUCUUGCCAGAGGAAUGCUGAUACUACAGUUCGGUAACUGUAACAUAUCUCCACCCCUCCUUCAGAGUGCAGGCAGUGUACUUCCCACCUCCAGGACUCAAGUCUAGCUAACUAGUUUCCCUGAAUCCAUUCAUAAAUGUUACUUUACUCACACUAAUAGCACGUCCAGAAUCACCUAUACCCCCUCCCUCCAACCUUUCCUAGGAUGACCCUUACCCCACCUUCCUUCCACUACAGGUUUAUGGGCUAAGUCGUUCUGUUUUCAUCCAUCCUCUCUAAAUGUCUGAACUACCUCAACAAACCCUCUUCAGCUCUUUAGAUAAUACUUUUAGUAACCCCACACCUCCUCCUAAUCUCUAAACUACAGAUUCUCUGCAUAAUAUUCACAUCACAUGUUGCCCUCAUACUUAACAUCACUGCCUCCAGCCUUCUUUUGCAACAUUUACCACCCAUGCUUCACACCCAUAUAAGAAUGUUAGUACCACUAUACUCUCAUACAUCUCUAGGCUUCCAUGAAUAACAUUCUUUGUCUCCACAGACUCCUCAGUGCACCGCUCACCUUUUUCCCCUCGCCAGUUAUGAUUCACCUCGUAGACCCAUCUGAUGACAAGUCCACUCCCAAAUAUCUGAACACAUUCACUUCCUCCAUACUCUCUCCCUCCGAUCUGAUAUCCAAUCUUUCGUUUCCUAACUCGUUUUUUAUGCCUCAUCACCUUGCUGUUAUCUAUGUUCACUUUCAACUUCCUUCCUUUACACACCCUCCCAUGCAUUUAUUAUUGUGCUCAGGAUGACCGAGUAGGAAUUAGAAACAUAUUCUUAUGCUUUUGGACAUCUUAUGCCCAAUGGCUUUGCUGUUCAAGACAGUUCAGCUCAUCUAUAAUUUUUGUAUAUUUCACACAUGUAGUCAUUAGUGCCUAACAUCGUAAGGUUUUUCUGAAUCACUGUUAAAGAUGAGUUUGCAAAAGUAGUAGUUAUACUGCCUGACUGUUCUAACAGCAUUCUCUAUUGCAUCAUCAACUAUUAAGGGUAGAGGAUUUAGACUACUUGAUUCUAUAUUCAUUCUACAAUGAGUAUGAGUCACUGCUUUUUAAUUUGAAAGCUAAUGACUACUUUCAGCUGAUGGGAGAUUUUAUAAAUUUGGUUCAUUUCAGCUAAGUGAGCUCUGUAUAGGGUUUAGCUAGUAGGCCAUCAUGAACAUUAUGAAAGCAGAGCCUCAUGCAUUGACUCAGAGAGUGGACAAGACUCAGACCUCUGACAAGCCAGUCCUAAAACUAGCAGGCCAAUAACCUGACUACUAGACUGCUCAGGCUUAAUAAGAUUCAUCCAACUAGAUAUAUUUUUAUACACUAGAGAGGUUAGCAGGGAACUUAUUGUGACCAUAAAGGCAAGUUUUUAUGGAUGGCUCUCAUAUCCACAUGGCAGUGCUGAGAUCUAGCUCAAGUCACUCCAAACCUGUUAUCUGUGAUUUGCAAAAAUCACAAUAUGAUCAACAUGCUGAACUGGCAAGACUCAAACUCAUGGCAAGCCAGUCUUCAAACUAGUGGGCUAGUGCUCUAGGCAUUAGACUGACCAGGCUUAAUAACAUUCAUCUAACAAGAUAUAUUUCUAUACACCAGAUUUUUGGGCAUUAUCCAUAAAUUCAUCCACCUAGGAAUAUUUCUUUUUCACUUUUCCCACAAUUUAUGGCCAGAACCUAUAAAGCUGAUACUUCGAUGUCAGUAAAAGCUCUCUGACUCAGGCAGUUGGAGCUAUCCUCCCUUUCCUUGGAUCGAAUCUGAUUAAUUCCCCUUUUGCAAAUGCUGUAUGACUCCUACAGUUUUAUUCUUUCCCCCAAGACUAUUAUAAUAAUUGAGAAGCUCUGCCAUUUAUGAUAGUUGAAUGGCUAUCUAUAUAAAUAGCUGCAAUAAAAUUACACACAAUACCCUAUAUAUCCUUUGUUCAUUAUUUUGCUGAGUCUUCCAUAUCAUUAGGUAUUAACUAGAUAAAAUAAAUUAGUUUGUAUCUCAUAAAUCUGUUGUAAGAAUUUAGAUUAUAUGAUUUCUGCUGUAAAUAUUUGGUUUAUAUGGAAAUAUACAUUAUAUUAGCAAAUAAACUCUAUGUUAAAUGGGUAUUAUUGUAUCGGAUGUAUUGUUUAUGUAAUUUUGUUGAGGACUACAAACUUCAUGGACUAGGCAGAUUGGUCAUUAUUGUAGAAAUACAAAUCUUAAUUAUUUUUAAUUUAGGAAUCUUUGGUGAUAAGUGUUUUGUCCAUGUGUCCUCUCCUAGUGAUGUCCCUGAAGUAGAUUGAAAUAAUUUCUAUCUUAGUUUGCACUUAGUACAGUUGAAAUGUAGACAUUUCAUAUGUAGAAGUCUCACUACAUAAGUAAUAUUAUUAAA
This is a messenger RNA of Cherax quadricarinatus, 7176 nucleotides long. RefSeq lists its product as uncharacterized. NCBI's taxonomy places the organism in Eukaryota, Metazoa, Arthropoda, Malacostraca, Decapoda, Parastacidae. The record is from RefSeq and is a predicted model, not a curated record. Gene Ontology annotation, cellular component: nucleus.